This is a messenger RNA of Arabis nemorensis, 159 nucleotides long. Lineage: Eukaryota; Viridiplantae; Streptophyta; Magnoliopsida; Brassicales; Brassicaceae. The record is from the annotation of a GenBank genome assembly.
AUGAUGGAGUCAAAAGGUGGUAAAAAGAAGUCUAGCAGUAGUAGUUCCUUAUUUUACGAAGCUCCCCUCGGUUACAGCAUUGAAGACGUUCGUCCAAACGGUGGAAUCAAGAAAUUCAAAUCUUCUGUCUACUCAAACUGCGCUAAGAGGCCAUCCUGA